Messenger RNA from Eleginops maclovinus (Patagonian blennie), 12989 nucleotides. Its product is annotated as SCO-spondin. Bases 43 to 12648 code for a protein of 4201 amino acids. The transcript has 80 exons. The record is from RefSeq and is a predicted model, not a curated record. Gene Ontology annotation, molecular function: protein binding. Lineage: Eukaryota; Metazoa; Chordata; Actinopteri; Perciformes; Eleginopidae.
GCUUUGACAGGGGACAUUUGUCCAAUUGGACAUUACUGUCCCAUGGGUUCAACUUCCCCUUUACUCUGUCCUGAUGGGACGAAUUUCAACAGUACAGGUGCAGAAGAGUGUGAUGACUGCCCCUCAGGGACUUACUGUCUCUCAGGAGAAGGCAUCCAGCCCUGUCCAGCAGGACACUACUGUUUUGGUGGCGGUGUCGAGGGCAUCCUGCCCUGCCCUCCUGGCACAUACAGCCCUCAGUUUGGCCUCAGCCAAGUGGAGCAGUGCCUCAUCUGUCCAGCAGGGUUUUACUGUGAGGACUGGGGUCUGUAUGAACCUACUGGACCCUGUCAGGCUGGUUACUACUGCAUAGCAGGUGUGAACUUUCCGAACCCAGAUGGUAACUUCAGCACAGGAGUGGGAGGAACCUGUCCAGAGGGGACCUUCUGUCCUGAGGCCACCAGUCUCCCACUGCCCUGCCCACCAGGUACCUACUCUAACAGUCUUCAUCUGACAGACAAGUCUGGCUGUAAUCCAUGUCCAGCGGGUCUUUUCUGUGGCAAAGCAGGUCUCACUCGUCCAUCUGGACUGUGUCAGGCAGGAUUUUACUGUCCAGGGGGAGACAUGGAAGCUACAGGCUCAGAAGGAGGUCUUUGCCCACAAGCUCAUUACUGCCCUGGGGGCAGUGCAAGCUCGGUGCCAUGCCCAGCUGGAGCCUACACCAUCCUCACAGGCCAGUCAGUGUGUUCCCGCUGCCCUGCUGGCUACUACUGUCCAGAGAAGACUGGAAACUUCUCCAAGUUCCCCUGUCCCCCUGGUUUCUACUGCCCCGAUGGUACAAGGCAUGCCACCCAGUUUCCCUGUCCUCGUGGAUACUACAACCCGGAGCCAAUGACUCAGAGUCUGGACAGCUGCCUGCCUUGUCCUCCAGGACACUACUGUGAGAAGGAGAGGCUGACCAAAGUAUCUGGAAAAUGCAAAGCUGGUUGGUUUUGUGUAUCAGCAGCAUGGAACUCCCAGCCUUUUGACCUGGACAAUUACACAAAUGCCAACUGUCUUUGUCCAGCUACAUCAACUGGGGGGCGCUGCCAGGCGGGCUUUUACUGCCCCUUAGGUAGCUCAGAGCCUGUGCCUUGUCCACCUGGAACAUUCUGUAACGUUUCAGGUUUGGCUCUGCCGAUGGGUCCCUGCUUCCCUGGGUAUUACUGUGUUGGAGGAGCAACUGAAGCCAAACCAACAGAUGGAGAAACAGGCAGCAUCUGUCCACCUGGGGCAUACUGUGUUGAGGGCUCAGGAGAGCCAGAGUUGUGUCAAGCGGGUACUUUCUCCAUAGUGCCUGGUCUAACCAGUGAGGCGAGCUGUCAGCCGUGUACUGCAGGUUUCUACUGCAGACAAGCAGGUCUCAGGGCUCCAACUGGACCCUGCAGCCAAGGCUAUUGGUGCCCGCCUGGUCAGACUGUUGCUACAGCUCUGCCAUGUCCCCCAGGCCACUUCUGUGUGCAAGGAAGUGGCACUCCAGAGCCUUGUCCGCCAGGAACCUACCAGGACAGAGAGAAACAGGCAGCCUGCACCGUUUGUGGCGCAGGUUACUACUGCGAUUUGAGACUAGCCAAUGCCUCUUUUCUGCGGCCUUGCCCCAGAGGACACUACUGCCCCGCAGGUACAGCCCUGCCCAACCAACACCCCUGCCCCAGAGGCUCCUUCAACCCGAGAGUGCACACUGCCAGCCUGACAGCCUGCAUGCCCUGCGCUGCUGGACACUACUGUCCUUCUGUGGGUCUGUCAGAGCCGGCAGGACCCUGCAAUGCUGGUUAUUGGUGCAGAGAGGGGGCAUCCUCUCCAAGCCCACUUGAUGGACGCUCAGGUUCCCUGUGUCCACCUGGUCAAUACUGCCCCUCAGGCACAACAGCUCCUAUGGCCUGCCCUGAAGGCAGCUGGUCAAACAGCUCAGGACUACGUAACCAGGAGGACUGCCAACUGUGUCUCGGGGGAUUUUACUGCGACUCUGCUGGCCUCACUAAACCUAGUGGGCUUUGCAGUGGGGGAUAUUACUGCGUUGAGGGAGCGGUCACAUCUACCCCUACUGAUGGAAUUAAAGGGGGACCUUGUCCUGAGGGUUACUACUGCCCAGAGGGAACUGUUCAACCUUUACCAUGUGAAUCAGGGACAUAUGUUGCUAUUACACAUGCUACUAAGUGUGAGCCAUGUGUGCCAGGCUGGCACUGUGUGUCUGGCGCCCUUUACUUAUGUCCUUCAGGAUUUUACUGCCCUGAAGGAACUGGAUUUGACUUAAGAGGCUGUCCAGAGGGAACUUAUGGCCCUGACCCUGGCUACUGGUCCGUUUCUCAGUGCAGGCAGUGUGACGGCGGCCAUUACUGCUCUUCCAGAAAUGGCACAGCUGUCACCGGACAAUGUCAGGAAGGAUAUUACUGCUCACAUGGAAACACCUCUCCAAAACCCCUCACACAGGCUGCAGAAGAGGGAGGGCCAUGUCCUGCCGGUCAUUACUGCCCCCAAGCCACCAUAAAUCCCCUGCCCUGUCCAAGUGGAACAUUCUCUAAUCUCACCAAAUUAGCCUCCCAGGAGGAUUGCCAGCCAUGUCUCCCUGGUUACUAUUGCGAUGCUGCAGGGCUCUCGGCCCCUUCAGGAGAAUGCUGGGAAGGUUUCUUCUGUCUGGGGGGUGCAAAUCGCCCUGACCCUCCUUUGAGAGACAGCUGGGGAGGACCGUGCCCAAUAGGUUAUUACUGCUCUGAGGGCUCUGUGGCUCCUCAGCAGUGCCCCCUGGGAACCAUCAGCACAGAGGAUGGCAGAGCCAGCUGCAGUGCCUGUCCCCAGGGUUUUUACUGUCCUGGCAAUAAUGGCUCGCUGUCGAGGACUUAUGAGUGUCCAGUGGGUCAUUACUGCCCGUCCGGGACCUGGUCCAAACACCAGUACCCGUGUCCAGCUGGCUCCAUCAACCCCCACACUGGGAUGGCACAACCCCAGGACUGCUUGCCCUGCCCUCCAGGCUCCUUCUGUUUGUCUCCUGGGAAGAGUGUUGCAACCGGUCAAUGUGAAGCAGGUUACUACUGCCUCUCUGGGGCCUGGUCACCCAAACCAGAGGAUGGAGAAACAACAGGGGACAGAUGUCUUGAAGGUCAUUAUUGUCCCCAGGGCUCCUCAGCACCACUGCCCUGUCCCAUAGGACGCUAUAGCAACACAACCAGAAACCGUUAUCUCUCCGACUGUGUGACUUGUCCUCCAGGUUUCCUGUGUGUCACCAGAGGGCUCUCUUUCCCUUCUCAUAUCUGUCAAGCGGGCUAUUACUGCCCUGGAAAAGACAACAGUAGCCAGCAGGCCUCGAUACCCUGCUCACCUGGAAAUAUGUGCCCACCUGGAUCUGGUACACAGGUGCCUUGCUUACCAGGAACCUACCAGGAUUUACCCGGUCAGGAAGAGUGUGUUCAAUGUCCAGCAGGGUUUUACUGUGCUGGGUCAGGGGAUGCUGGCACUGUGCAUGUGUCUGGUACUCACAAUCCCACGCUGUGCCCGAAAGGACACUAUUGCCCACCAGGAUCACAGUCUGGUGUAGCAUUCCCAUGCCCAGCUGGUGCCUUCAGCAGGCAGAUGGGUUUGUCCAAUAAGUCAGGCUGUACGCUCUGCCCUCCAGGGAGAUAUUGCAGUUCCUCUGGACUGGCUGCUCCCACUGGGGUCUGCUCUCCUGGUUACCUCUGUAUCCAUGGGUCUGUUUCUGCCCAGCCGGAGAAGGGCCCAACAGGGGGCCGCUGCUCAACAGGGUCCUAUUGCCCCCAGGGUACCAGCUUUAUGGUUCCCUGCCCUGCAGGCACAUUCAGCUCCAUAGACGGGGCAGUCUCUAUUGAAGUAUGUCAGCCCUGUUUGCCUGGCCAUUACUGCGCUGAGGUUGGCCUCUCCUCCACAUCUGGGCUGUGCAACCCAGGCUUCUACUGCAGGGAGGGUUCGAGAACAGCCACACCUUGGGUUACAGGAGAUACCACACCAACAUACCCACAUUCUGGCAAUUUAAGCAGGGGUCGGUUCCAUGGUGGUGUGUGUCCUUCAGGCCACUACUGUCCUAAAGGGAGUACAAAGCCAAGCCCCUGUCCUCCAGGUACUUUCUUGGGAAGGUCUGCGGCUGAGUCGGAAGCUGACUGUUUAGCUUGUUACCCGGGUUCUUACUGCCCCUCAUGGUCUCAGACAUCUGCCGACCUCCUCUGUCCCCCGGGGUGGUUCUGCCCACCAGGAUCAGUGUCUGGACAUCAGCCAGACCAUCGCUGCCCACCUGGCCAUGCAUGUCCUAUCGGUAGUGCUGAGCCGGAUAUAUGUAGCCCUGGCACUUUUCAAUCUUUAUCUGGACAACACACUUGUAACAGCUGCCCACCAGGAUUCUACUGUAUGGAGGGCUCAGUUGUGCCAUCACUGUGUCCGAUGGGCAGUUUCAGUGCAACAGCUGGCAGGACGUCCCCGGCUGACUGCUCCCCCUGCCCCUCUGGCUCCUUCUGUAACAGCAGUGGCCUGACAGAGCCGUCUGGACCAUGCAGCCCAGGACAUGUUUGUUCCCUGGGGUCCACUGAGCCUUCCCCUGUCUCACAGCCUUAUGGAGAUGUUUGUCCCAUGGGACACAUCUGUCCACAAGGUAGCGGGUUACCAAUACCCUGUCCCGCUGGAAGCUUCCUCCCAGAAGCUGGAGCUUUCUCCCCCACUCAGUGCCGCAGUUGCCCUCCUGGGAAAUACUGCAUCAGUCCUGGAAGCUCACAGCCCACAGGUCUGUGUUUUGCAGGUUUUUUCUGUUCUGGAAAUACAGAGAGCCCCACACCUCGAGCCAACUCUGCUUCGUUGAGCUGUCUCUGUGAAAUACUGGAGGAUUAUACACCAAAGACAGAAGCCGCCCUCUGGAUUCACAAUCUGUCUUGCUUCAAUAGCUCCCGGAACUCUGGAAGCAGAGCUGGCUGGAUUGAAGUGGUAACGCCACCACAGGCAGAUUCAGACAGUAUUGUGAGUCACUCAACGCCAUGUCUCAAGAGUCCACAUUAUGCCUGCUCCACCUACAGAGGAGACAUAUGCCCUAAGGGCUUCUAUUGUCCUUUGGGCUCUGCCUUGCCCCAACCCUGUGAGGCUGGCUCGUACUGUAGCAAGACUGGUCUGGAUGCCCCGACAGGGCCCUGUGCAGCAGGAUAUUACUGCCCCAUAGUCUCUUAUAACCUCCAUGCAUCCCUUUGUCCCCCCGGACACUACUGCCCCCCUGGAACUCCUCUUCCUCUGCCUUGUCCUGUUGGAACCAUACAAAGCUCUAUGGGCAGGUCUACAGUGGAGGCUUGCCAGCAGUGUCCUCAAGGUCAUUACUGCCACCAAAGAGGAAAAACUGUGCCAAGUGGCUGGUGUGCAGAAGGCUACUACUGUCCUGAGGGGCAGAGCGCUGAGAGACCACAGAAAAAUCUUUGCUCAGUGGGACAUUAUUGUGAGAAGGGCAGUGUCAAACAGACUGCUUGCCUUCCAGGCAGCCACCAGCUGAGACAAGGCCAGGGCUCGUGUGAGACAUGCCCUGCUGGUUUCCAUUGUCCAGAUCAAGGAAUGACAAAACCACUGCCAUGUGAGAGAGGAUUUUAUUGUUCCAGUGGAUCAGCAAAUCAACAACCCUGUCCAGCAGGGACCUAUGGAAACAUAUCUGGACUGGUUGAGGAAUGGCAGUGCUCACUGUGUGACCCUGGGGUGUACUGCAAGGGAACAGGGAGGACUUUCCCCAGUGGGCCGUGCACUGCAGGUUUUGUUUGUGUUGGUGGAGCUUCUGAACCUUCACCACUAGACAAUCGAACUGGAUUACCAUGCCCUCCUGGUUUCUUCUGCUCUGUGAGGACUACUGUACCAAAACCAUGCCCAAAAGGAACAUUCAGUAAGCAGAGCGGACUUGUGGAUGAGUCUCAGUGUCGUAGCUGCAGCCCUGGCUUCUACUGUUCAGAGACAGGCCUCUCUGCAGUCUCUGGACCCUGCCUGCCAGGUUUCUACUGUCUCGAGGGGUCCCGUACUGCAACUCCAAUGACAAGUGCAUCUGGAGGUGUUUGUCCAGCAGGCCACUAUUGUGUCGAGGGAAGCAGUGUGCCCUCACCCUGCCCAUCUGGAUCUUACCAAAAUGAGACUGGAGGAAAAGGCAAAGAUUACUGCAAAACAUGCCCGCUUGGCUUGUUCCAGGAUUUAGCUGGUCAGAAAGAAUGUAAUCCCUGUCCUCCUGGGUUCCACUGCCAGUCCCCGAGUCCCAGCGCCACAAGGGGGAGCUCCAGUGGAGUCUCCAGCCCUCUGCCCUGCCCAGCCGGCUACAUCUGCCCCAGGGAGAGUCAGCCUGUCCCCUGCCCAAAAGGCACCUACAGCCCAAGCCAUGGUCUCACUUCCACAGGCCAAUGCCUAGUGUGUCCAGCGGGUCAGUUUUGUGGAUCAGAAGGUUUGGUUCAACCUUCAGGAUCGUGUGCUUCUGGGUUCCUUUGCCUGAUGGGUGCCACAGUGCCCAACCCGACAGACAAUAAAACUGGAUCUCUCUGUCCUCCUGGGAUAUUCUGCCAAACGGGGCUAAGAGCAGGUGAUUGUCGGGCUGGGUUUUAUUGUGACUGGGGCUCUAGCAGAGCAGAUACUGCUGUGUGCCCAGCUGGUUUCUUCUGCCCCAGUCGAACACUAGUCCCUGUGCCUUGUCCUGCUGGGACAUUUAGCUCUGAAAUUGGCAACACACAUCAAAACAACUGCACCCCCUGUACCCCUGGGUAUUACUGUCAAGCUGAAGGUACUGUACAGCCUGCGCUGUGUCCAGUUGGGUACUACUGUCCGCUAGGCCAGACUCUAGGACUGGAGUUCGCGUGCCCACCUGGAACUUUGCAGAGCCAGCUCGGAGCCUCCAACCCGGAUGCCUGCCUGCCCUGCCCCGCUGGAAUGUUCUGCUCUCAACCUGGACUGUCGCAGCCAACAGGAUUCUGUGAGGCAGGGUACUUCUGUCCUGCGGGAUCAACCGGCCCUAAUGCUACUGAGUAUCAGGGGAAUUCUACCAGAACCCACAUCUGUCCUUCUGGCCAUUACUGCCCCACUGGCACUGGCUUUCCGCUCCCCUGCCCGACAGGCUCACUUUCCAUCUUCAGAGGACUGAAGGCAGUUGAUGGAUGCCCACCCUGCCCCCCUGGACUGUUUUGUGACAGGCCUGCAAUAGCAGAGCUCUCAAACGCUCUCCCAUGCAGUGCUGGGUAUGUUUGCCUGGGUGGCAGCUCCAGCCCCAUGCCAUCUGACAGUUCCCAUGGCUACCUCUGCACCGCUGGCCAUAGCUGUCCUGUUGGCUCUGCAAGUGAGGUGCCCUGUGAGCCCGGCACUUACAGUCCUGCCGCUGGAGCUGCCCACUGUAUAAUAUGCCCUAAAGGGACCAUGUGUUCUUCCUCAGCCACUCAUGAGCCCUCAAUCUGCCCAGCGGGUCAUUUUUGUCCUGCGGGGACAGCCCUGCCACAGCCCUGCCCUUUGGGGACUUUCAGCCACCAGACAGGUGUAUUUUCUCUAUCUGUCUGCACACCAUGUCCCUCUGGACUGUACUGUGGUUCAUAUGGAGCCUCAACACCACAAGGUUCUUGUUUGCAGGGUUAUUUUUGCCAAGGUGGAGCCCUGGAGCCAACACCACAGAGCUCUGACAAGUUCCCCAUGAAUGGCCCCUGCCCUGUGGGCCACUACUGUCCAUCAGGGUGCCUCUCCCCAGUUCCAUGCCCUCUUGGCAGUAUUCGCAACACCAUCGGAGGGGUUUCGAUGGAGAGCUGCUCUGCCUGUCCUGCUGGUCACUACUGUUCCACGGAGGGUCUGGCCAACCCCAGUGGCCCCUGUGCAACUGGUUUCUACUGCCCUUUUGACUUCUCCUCUACCACGCCAUAUGCCUCCCUCUGUCCCAAGGGCCACUAUUGUCCAGAGGGCUCUGCCCUGGCCUUGCCUUGUCCCACAGGAGAGUACCAGCCAAACCCAGGAUCAGAUAGCUGCAUCCCAUGCAGACCUGGGUUCUAUUGCGAGGAGGCCAUAGUGGGAGAGCCAUGGCCCUGCCCACCACACUCAUUCUGCCCUGCAGGAACAAUGGUGCCUCAACCGUGCCCUAAUGGGACAUACACUCAUUCAAACCAGGGAGGGCUACAAGAAGAGAGAGAGUGUUUACCCUGCCCUUCAGGAAGGUUCUGCAGGGCUGGGAGGAUCCAGGGUGCGUGUGCCGCUGGCUAUCUUUGUGUUUCUGGGAGUGCAGAUUUCACCCCUCAGGGACCCAUGUCUAAUACGACCCAGUGCCAGUCGGGCAUGCAGUGUGCAGGUCCAUGUCCGGCAGGUUUCUUCUGUCCUGAAGGCACGGAGGAAGCUGGGUUGUGUCCUGCAAAUACUUUCAGGAGCUCCCCUGGAGGUGCCAGCCUACAGGACUGCAUACCCUGCCCUCCUCAGUAUUGGUGUCAACCUGGAGACCCAGUCCUUCAUCCGUGUCCUGCAGGUCAUUACUGUGAUGGCCUGCCUGGCAGUGACUUCAAUGGAGGGACGGGGCCCAGGCUAUGUCCACUGUACACAUAUCGAGCCAACCCCGGUGCAGGUAGCAAGGGGGACUGCCUGCCCUGCCCUCCUGGUUCACACUGUAACAGCACAGGGCUUACAGACUACUCCAACAUUCCCUGCCCACCUGGUUUUUGGUGCAGUGGAUCUGGACCACCCAUCUUCUGCCCCUCAGGCACCAUGAGGGCACUUCCUGGAGCCGCAGCACCCAGCCAGUGUGAACCGUGUGCAGGGGGUACCUUCUGCCCAGACCCUCGGACUACAGGGAAGCCCAAUGUGGAGGGGAUUCCCUGCAGGACCUCUUAUCAAUGUCCCAUGGGUUCAGUCACCGAGAGGCUGUGCAGAGCUGGCUCGUAUUGUGGACCUCAGACUGCUGAGCCUCAAGUUUGUCCUGAAGGGUAUUUGUGUCCUCAAGGAUCUCAUUCCUACCACAACCCAAAACAACUCUGUCCAUUUCCCUACUACUGCCCAGCCAACAGCUCUUCCAUGAAAUCCUGUGAUGGCGGUUUCAUGCCUUUCAACACCAGCGGGCUCAGAGGAUCCAAAAACAGCUGCUGCUCUGUGUGUGACGGGGGCACGUAUCGUCAGUACCUCUCCCCCAUCCAACAAUGCCUUCCAUGUCCUGCAGGAUACUUUUGUCCCUCUGGUACAGACAACUACAAGAGUAACCCUUGUCCUCUUGGGUAUGUCUGUCCCACUGGAUCCACACAACCAAUACCCUGCCCUGCUGGCUCCUUUGGCAACCUCCCUCUUGCUAAAACAAAGGGUAACUGCCACCCAUGUCCUGCUGGCACCUUCAUCCACCUGCCUGCUCAGAAGGCCUGCUUUCCCUGCGGCAGCUCCUCCACCUCACCUGCAGGUUCUUCUUCUUGUACCUGUAUUGGUAAGAAUCGUGCAUUCCAGCACUCGGAUGGUUCAUGUUUGUGCAGAACUGGUUUUAUCUUCUACAAUGAACUGGAUUUCAAAAGCUCUACCGCUGACAGUGAGUUGGACUGCCAGCCUGAGGCAAACAAACGUUGUGCCACAGGUGAGGUACGUCUGGCAGACUCCAGAGAGUGUGUGUCACCUUCCCUCCACUCGUGUAAUAUCACCUGUGGACAACAUGGAGGAAAUCUGGAUGUGGAGAUGGGCAUCUGCCAGUGUCAGCGAUAUGUUUCAGCUGAAGAGCUUUGCAACACUUCCUGCCUUUCCAGACUACCUCAGCUCACUGCCCAGUUCUCUCCAGAUGGACACCUGCUGCUCAGCCUCCAAGAAAGAGACAAAAUGGUCUGGGCCAGGACUGUAAUGAAUGUUUUAGGACCAGAUAUCCACGCAAAGAAUAUUGGUAAAAUCCAUUUGGUCCAGUUUGACCCUGAAGGGGUGUUUGGUUGGAUUCCUACACAAAGAGAGCUCAUCAAUCAGUUUCUGUCAGAACCAAUAGAAGUCCUAAGUACCAGAACCAGACAGAGGAGAGACACAGAAGAUGAUUAUGAGGCUGUCGACUUAGUCGUCCUUCCUCGUAUCCCCAACCCCAUCGCCUGCCUGUCCUCUGGUGACAUGCUCAUUUUCCACCUCACCAUCAACCACACUGACCGCCAUCACAGCCACUUUCCAGUGUAUCAGAAAGACCACUUAUUUAACAGUAACCCCAGCUGGGACUUUGGUGCCUUCAGACGUCUACAGAUUCUCAUGAAGCAGACAAACUUCAAGUCUACAAGGUUUGCUCAUGUGUUUUUGGACACAGGGAAGUAUGUGUUUGUUGACAGUGCUGUGCCAGAGUGGAGUUUGGUGGUAGUGGUCAGUGAGGAGGGGACAGAGUGUGACCCUCGGGCCUCCGUCUUUCAGCCUAUGAGCCCGGCACAGCUGGUCAGGUACGGGAUUGUCAAACAACACAGACUCAACCUUCUACCUGACUGGGGAGUGAUCACAGGGAUCCUGAGUCUGCUGCUGGUUUUAGUUGUGGUUUUGACCACUACAGUUCUAGUUCUGCGACCCGGGAAAGCAAAACUUGUCUCCCAAUGGAGGGCUAAGCCAAAGUGGCGCAGCCUUGGGGAACCCUUUUGUCCCGUGGAUUGUGUUUGCAGUGGAGACAGCAUAGUAGUCCCAAGCCAAGGUGGCUACUUAGGUAGUAGGGGUGUAGGAGAGGGAGCAGAGGCUGAGGAGCCUGCUGUUUCAAAAGGAGGAAGUGUGUCAGGGUUCUUUGAUUUGGAGGAGUUAAAUGUGAAGACUCUGUACGAUAAACUAGAGGAUCAGAACCUGCACAUAGCAUCACAGCUGGCCCGGCACCGCAAAGACACACAGGAAUUUUAUAGAAACAUUUGUCAACAGACUGAAACACUCACGAAUGUCUUUGACAAUAUGGACCAUAAAAAACUGAAUAUUCUUAAGGAGCUUAUAGUCCACAAUGCAAUGAGGGAUAAACCAUCUCACAGCAGUGCAGGAGAGAGCGAUACACAAGCUGAAGCGUCUGUGGCGUUACUGGGAGCUGUUCUCAGGUCAGUGGAAGCCCUCUUAUGCAGGCUGACAGGAGAAUCUUGGCAGAACCAGGAUUUGCCUGCUCCUCCAUACUGUCACACUGGUCCUCAUGAUGCCAGGGAGUGUGAGCCGCAAGCUGGAUACACACAGCCUGGUGACCCCAACAUGAGUUAUACACAGUUUUCGUCAAUGAAUAUGACCAAAGCAGAGCCAGUCCAUCUGCAGAGCACAGCUCCUUGUCUAAGUGACCACGACCUGUCCAAACUUGUCAGCAUAUCUCCUCUAUUCAAGACCCUGCAGGAGAUACAACAGUCUUUACAGAAUCUUACAACAGCUGGCUCGAGUCAGCAUCUUCACAAUGCCUCUACAGAGCAUUGUGUCCUUGAUGCCCAGAACAUGGAAGGUCAACUAGUCCCGACUGCCCUGGACAACCUCUCACCUCAGCACUCAGCCGUGUUCCUGUUUGGUUGCCAGCUGAUGCAGUUGCUUGCAGACUGCCCCCUGUUUCCCUCCGUGCUUCUGCUACUGGCCAAGUCAAUCCCUGUUUCCUCAUCUUUGUCUAAUGUGACUUUGUUGGCACAUUGUUCAGGGGACUUUUAUUUUGAUGCAACCAAUCAAAUCCUUUAUCUGUCAGAGGCAAAGCUUCAGCAUGUGGGACAUUUCAUCGCUACUAUUCUGCAGUCUAUGGCCUACAUAGCAUCAGGAUCCAAACCACAGGGUUUUAUGAAAGCUCUCCAUGAGGCCAUUUCAGCUUUAAGCCUUCAGCUGUUCAACAUUUCUUUCAAAUGGAACACAGCAGAAUCGGAAUUUGAUGCUGCAGAGGGUCGGCACGGUGCAUUUGUUGAGGAAUUUCUUAACAUAAGAGUUCCCACUGAAGGGCUUUUCACAGAGCAUCUACUGGCUAGCAGACUUCAAAAAUAUCAAUAUUUCAAGUUAGAGCAGCUUGUCACAAACCUGAAACGGAGUUCAUCUGAGAACACUGACACAGGUUUACCACCAAAAGGAACACCAAUGCAGAUGUCCUGCAUAGAGGAAGAAAUUGACCGUAUGACUGAGUCUUUCUUGCAGCUGAGCGUGCAGCUGCAGAAGAGAGCUCAAAUUAGCUCAUGGCAGAAGGAGAGAGAGGACAGUGCUGGCAACUAUUCUGUGAGGGCAACACCAAACAGCCUGCCAAGCCUGAGUCGUAGUGGAACAAUCCUGCUGGAACUGAAGAGACGCUAUGUAUCACAACGCCUCAAUGAGCUCCAAAUCACAUUAGACCAGAUCAGACAAAGCCAGCAGCAUUUCAGCAAGUCAAAAGACGUGACAAGAAGCAGCACAGAAACAGACAGCAUCACCACUCAGCAGGGGCAGGGGGAUCUGUACCCUGGCAUAGAUGGAUGCAGUCGUGCUGGCGGCCAACGGAAGAACGAGAGUCACAGCCAACAAAAACAAAAGAGCAGAGGUCUGGGUGACUCUAAACUGGAGAGUCAUAUUUCUGACCAGCAGACCAACAACUCUGUCCAAAGUAACAACCCUGAUACAUUACUGGAGUGCCAGAUGCUGGAGAGUCCAGAUCAUCUUAAUGUGCCGGGAAAGCAUGAGUUAAACAGUCGGAUCACGCAAGACAACACAACAGGACAAACAGAUAUUGAUGUCAUGUGGGAGCUUAAUGAUCAGAAACUGGAUCUGAAUGUAAAUCAAUGCUGAGAAAUGUGUUGCUCUCCUUUUUUGUGCCUUUUGUUGUUCUUUAAAUAGCUUUACUAUCUAUGUACAGUGCAAUAUUCUGUCUUGUUUAUUAAAGGAGUUAAAGGAGCCAGGUGACCUCCAUCUGAGUUUGCACCAGCUUUAAAAACUAUUCAGUUGUGUUCUUUUUAAUUAUCUGUGAUCUGGAACAGAAAUAAUUUCUGGCAACAAGCGCUGUGACACAAUCUGUCAUCUUGUCCAAAUAGUUUCUCAGGCAGGAUUUAAUACCGGCUCUUCAGACAGGCUCUGUUCAUUACCAUAUUCUAAUUAAGACAAUAAACUUCAGCUGUAUAAAUACAAGGUGA